Molecule: messenger RNA, 501 nt
Organism: Trichogramma pretiosum
Lineage: Eukaryota; Metazoa; Arthropoda; Insecta; Hymenoptera; Trichogrammatidae
Product: prostatic spermine-binding protein-like
Exons: 3
Coding region: 1-501 (166 amino acids)
Source: RefSeq, a predicted model, not a curated record
AUGCGGAUGCAUCACGAUAAUGUGGAAUCUGAUCCUGAUAACGUCGAAGCUGAUGAAGAAUCGGAUGGACGUGAUGGAGAUGUAGUAGACGAUGAAACGAACCGACGAGAUGACGGUGUGCCAGACGAUGAAUCGGACGGACGACAUGACGGUGUAGCAGACGAUGAAUCGGACGGACGAUAUGACGGUGAAGCAGACGAUGAAUCUGACGAACGAGAUGACGGUGAAGCAGACGAUGAACCUGACGAACGAGAUGACGGUGUAGCAGACGACGACGAUGAAGAAGAAGAUUCUGAAUCUUCGUCAAAUUCGGAAAGCAGUUCAGAAACAAGUGAAUUUUCAGACACCGAAGGAGAAGAGAGUGGUGAUGAUGACGAUACGUUAUAUUCCAUACCUGACGGCAACUCACCUCUCCAUCAAAAUGCUCCUAUCACCUUAUCGGAACACAUUUUGAUGUUAUUAUCAUUAUUGCUGCGCUUCAAAUUAACUGGGUACGAUUAA